Messenger RNA from Dracunculus medinensis (Guinea worm), 795 nucleotides. The record is from the annotation of a GenBank genome assembly. Lineage: Eukaryota; Metazoa; Nematoda; Chromadorea; Rhabditida; Dracunculidae.
AUGUUUGAAGCGAAACUGGGAAAUGCUGCUUUAUUGAAGAAAAUCAUUGAUUCGAUCAAGGAUCUCGUUAAUGAUGCACCCUUUGACUGUAGCGAAAAUGCCGUUUGUCUUCAGGCAAUGGAUUCAUCUCAUGUUGCUUUGGUUUCGUUAAAAUUGGAAGUUGGGCUUUUCGAAAGUUAUCGCUGUGACCGAACGAUUAAUUUGGGUUUGAGUCUUGCUAGUAUGGCAAAAGCGCUAAAAUGUGCCAACAAUGACGACACUUGUAUGAUUCGUUAUGAAGAAAGCGAUGGUGAUUCAAUUGUUUUCAUUUUUGAAGAUGUCAAAAGGGAAAAGAAGCAAGAGAUUACUGUGAAGAUGAUGGAUAUUGAUAGUGAACAUCUUGGUAUUCCUGAUCAAGAAUAUUCUGCUGUUAUAACUAUGCCUUCUCUUGAAUUUCAGAAGACCUGUCGCGACCUCGCUCUGUUUUCCGACUCGUUAUUAAUUACUGUAACUAAAUCAGGUGUUGUCUUUACCGGAAAAGGUGAUACGGGUUCAUCGGUGGUCACAUAUUCGCCCACGAGUGGUGUUGAUGAUGAAAAAGAGGCUGUGCUGAUAGAUGUUAAGGAACCAGUUAAUAUUAAUUUUUCUAUAAAAUAUAUGAAUCAUUUCACGAAAGCCACUAGUCUUUCACCAAAGGUGAAACUUUCUUUAUGCAAUGAUAUCCCUAUAGUGGUUGAAUACGAGUUGGAAGAGCAUGGUCAUCUUCGAUUUUAUCUCGCACCAAAGAUUGAUGAUGAUGAGGGAAUGAGAGAUUGA